UCGCACUCCAACGAAUUCCGGGCGCCCUUUUUUUUUUUUUUUUUUUUUUUUUUAUUAAUCUGCUUUCUAGUGCAGCAUUUCACGACACUCGUCCCAUAUCUACCUAAUACUACUCUUCGAGUGUGUAUACGCCACACAUAUUCACUAGCAUCAUGUCUGUUGAGAUCGAUCCUCAGGAGCUUGGCUUCCAUCGCCCAUUCACGGCGGAAGUUUCGGAAGUCUUACGGAUCAGAAACCCGAAUUCUCACCCGGUAGCCUUCAAGGUGAAAACUACCGCACCGAAGCAGUACUGCGUCAGACCUAACUCUGGCCGGGUUGAGCCUGGCAAAGAGGUGGAAGUUUCAGUCAUUCUCCAGGCCAUGAAGCAGGAACCCCCUGCUGACACGAAAUGCCGAGACAAAUUCUUAGUCCAGUCGGUCCCGAUCACUGGAGACAAGGAAUUCGCCAACCUAGCAGCUAUCUGGGACGGUAUUGAGAAAUCAGCGAUACAAGAGAAGAAGAUUCGGGUUAUCUUCAUGCCUCCUGUAGGCGCUCUUACUGGUACCAGUCAUCUUGAGACGCCCGUCAAGCCUGCCGCAGCCAACGGCGCAACACCAGAUGCGGCCCCUCCUGCCUACUCCUCUCCCGGUGACUAUUCAACUAGCCAAACAGAUGCCAAGAACGAGAACGAGAUCAAGCGCGAGGAGCUCCCGGCAACCGCAGGUGUGGCAGCGAUUGCGACCACCCAGAACAGCGACCUAAGCCCUGACGAACUGAAGCAACAACUUAUCCAAGCCGAAAAGGUAAUCGUACAACUUAAGCAAGACCAGGAAGGGUUACGACAGCGUAAGACGGCGGGUACGGACAAGGCCAGCUCCAAGCCUGCCGCGUUAGCUCAGGCAGCACCAGCAGGCACUGAAGGUGUACCAAUCAAGCUUGCAGCGAUCCUUUGUUUCCUGAGCUUCAUGCUUGCGUAUCUCUUCUUUUAAGUUGCGUCAAGGGUGUUCUAGCAGAUUCUUUCAGGGCAGAGGUUGAGGAAUCCCGUUAUGGUUGGGACAUUGGCAAACCGGUUUCUUACUAGA
This is a messenger RNA of Daldinia decipiens, 1061 nucleotides long. Its product is annotated as VAMP-associated protein. Lineage: Eukaryota; Fungi; Ascomycota; Sordariomycetes; Xylariales; Hypoxylaceae. Gene Ontology annotation, molecular function: FFAT motif binding. The transcript has 7 exons. Bases 153 to 968 code for a protein of 271 amino acids. The record is from RefSeq and is a predicted model, not a curated record. Gene Ontology annotation, biological process: endoplasmic reticulum membrane organization. Gene Ontology annotation, cellular component: plasma membrane; endoplasmic reticulum membrane.